AUGGCUGAGACGUUUACGGGACUUAAACUGAAGGGAGAACUUGGUAGGUUUGGUAAGACAGAGAUUUGCGAUGUCCUAGGAGUGUAUCCGAUGCCCGAUGAAAAGAUCCAAUUUAUGCUGAGCCCGGCUGGUGACGAAGUGACAACAAUUUCACGCGACGGUUGCGUACGGGCGUGGUACUGGGACACCGUGGAGCAAGCAGACCCACCGGAAGAUGAUCCUUACGUUGAACUUAACCCUGUCGCUGAGACUUGUGAUGCUCACGGUGGGAUUUGGACGGUAGACCUAGAAAUAGACAAGAUAGAGUGCAACCAUCGUAAAGUCGCAACUUGUCACGCCGGAAGCGUAGUAGGAAUGGCCGCUCUACGCCUGCAUCCAAUACUUAUCACUGUUGGAGAAGACGGGGCUUUAUUAGCAUACAAUACGGAUAAUCAAGCGCUGCUUGCCAGAUAUCAAUUCCCAAGUGCUGCGACAUGCCUCCUAUACCCGCCACACGAUGUAGACCCUACAGCACAAAUAAUCAUUGUCGGAUACGGGGACGGUGUAAUGCGGACGCUUUUGAUACAUCCACAAGGACUGAUGUCAGCAACUUCGUUUUUGGACGUGCGCAUACAUUCCGAAGUGACGAUACACAGCGAGAACUCUGUUAAUGUCGACACCGUAGAUCUCAUUUCGUUACUCAAGCCUCAUUCGAAAUCACUAACACAGAUAACUAUUAACACUCAACACACGUUGCUAGUUACCAUGCGACAUCGGCCAUUCCCACAAGAGGAAGACCUUGCGAGUCUUGACGAAGAAGCUCUCAAAGCGAAAGAGGACGCAGAAAAAGAUAAGGAUGAGGAAGAAGAAGAAUGGAUAGGUGAAAUCCAACUGAUUGAGAGUGAAAGUAUGCUGGGCACAACCAUUACGUGGGCUGCAUACUGUGAAGAGGGAGUAUGGGUAAUACAGCGAGACACAGGCGCCUUGUUACUAGUGAAACCGGGUCAAAACAAAGUACUCAAAUAUGGCCCUUUCCCUGACGCUUGGUGUGAAGACAUUACAGUAUUAAAGUUCAUAUGUGAUGGUCGGUAUCUUAUCUUUGGUACAAAUACCGGUUACAUUCGAGUAGUACGAAUGCCAACAGGAGAAGAAGAUUCGGUGGAACAUCAUUUUAUGACUUGGAAGUUGGCCCAGCAGAAGCUUUUAAAGAAGCUGAAGGGCAGACGUCUUGCCAAAGAAGAGACUCAACCAACGCCGCGUCUUGACUUCACCGAUUACUAUUAUCUCCCGAUGCACGAUAACUACACUGGCGCCAUUACUUGCAUUGAAAUCAGCUCGGAUGGAAGUCGCAUGUUCACAUGUGGAAGGGAUGGGAACAUUUUCUCCUACUUUAUCAACUUUCCUGAACCACUGAUUCCGGAAUUGGUGCCGCCAAAACGAUUAGAACUUCCGAGAGUGGAAAAACUGAAAGAACCUAGCACCGUCGAUGGAGAAUUGAUGUCCCACGAGCAGCUUAAACAAAAAGAAGAGUACGACAAAAUGAUGGCUAUAGCCAAUGCACACAAAAAACAUGUCCGGGAACAACUCGCCGAGCUCACUGUCGAAUACAAUAAAAUCAUAAAAGCAAAUCGCGCCCUGCCAUACUCUCAACAAAUUGACUUGACACUAGAUCCUCGCCCUAUAGCCGAACAAGAAAAACUGCUUGACGAAGCUAAGGCAUUGACAAAAAGAAAACUGGCUCACCAGUUAGAAGCUUCGGAUUUGGGCUACCAGAAAAUGUACUCUAGGAACAUAAUACAACUCGAUGUGUUCCCUUUCACAUUGAAAGCAAUCAGGGAUCCCCAUGUUAUGAUAAGACCGCUGCGGCAAAAAAAUCUUUCACAAGCCUUCUACGAUCAAUUCGAUGAAGUUCAUCAGAAAAUGGCUGAAGCAGCUUUACGUGGAAGACGCGCGGAAUCCGUUACUCGUCGAACGAUGGCGAAAAAAUCAUCAUGGGGACCACCCAGAGUGGCCUCUUUCUUGCUUGGCUUGCCGCCUCGACCGUCGCAUACACUUAAAAAGGCCUGGCAAGAGCAUUUGUCACGCAAACCAGACCCAAACGCAAUGCCGCCAGGAGCGGCGGAGGCUCUGAAAGAGGCCGAAGCAACCAUCGGCAACCGCCUCCUAAAAACCCAACCGGACUAUGUCGCACCACCGGGUCAUAAUACACAACUCAGAAUAUGUAUGACAAGAAAAGAGAUACACGACAUAAAACGUGAAUUCAAUGAAAAAGUUCUUGAUUUACGCCAACAUAAACUACGUCUCGUCGAUCGUAUGAAGAGUAUUGGUGAACGCCUUACGGAAAUUCGGGCCGAAAUCCCUCACAAUAAGAUUAAACAACCACCCCCAGUGCCAACAAUCGACGAUGAUCUGGAGUUUCCAGAAAAAAAUUUAGAGAUAAAACCAGAGGUGAUACAGACUGGUACCAAAUUGCCUUCGAAUGUAGCUAAAAAAGUACAGGAACGCAAAAAAUCCUUGACACAUCCACAACAGAGGGUGCGUCAACCAAGAGUUCCGCGAUUCGUGCCGAUAACAGAGAGCCGCCCGCUAGCGGCCUCGUGGGACUUGUUGAAAGCGAAACCAGACCAAGAAUCAUCAGCGAUAGAAGUCGAUAUUAGAGAAAGACGCAUUACAAGACACUUAUACGAGCAAGACAUGCUGCUUGCUGACGCUGCUAUGUCUAUACAGCAAUUUGAUUCUCGCCUAGGACAACUACAAAGAGAACGGAUACGUGUUCAGGCA
Iphiclides podalirius (scarce swallowtail) is the source of this 2760-nucleotide messenger RNA. The record is from the annotation of a GenBank genome assembly. Lineage: Eukaryota; Metazoa; Arthropoda; Insecta; Lepidoptera; Papilionidae.